Molecule: messenger RNA, 932 nt
Organism: Coffea eugenioides
Lineage: Eukaryota; Viridiplantae; Streptophyta; Magnoliopsida; Gentianales; Rubiaceae
Exons: 5
Coding region: 186-719 (177 amino acids)
Source: RefSeq, a predicted model, not a curated record
UUUGGUCCGGUGGAAAAUCUGUUCAUCAUAUAGUACCAAGUAUAAAUUAUGUCAGCUGCUGCAAGAAAUUCUCCCUAUAAACUUCAGGGUUUGGUCACCCUACUUUACCGUUAUAGACUUUCUUCAUCGGUGGCAAAUGCGGCAACCGCCAGUUCUUGUCAUCCAAGUUCCGUUGUGGCAAUUACAUGAAUCAAGGGUACUUAAGAUCAUUCACUAGCGCCCCCAUCGACCAAGCUGAUGCAAAAGGAAAACCCGAUUUUCAAAUAUUGAAGGACGCAGAGAAGAAGGUUCAGCCAACGUUGCCGGCUUCUGCUGACAAGCAAAGCUUUUCAUCGUGGGCCAAGUGGCUUUUGGGUUCUUUGAUGACAUUAUUGUUGCCUUUCUGGAAGCAAGAGUGGGAAAGCUUACGAGGACUAGAAGGGAAGGUGGAAAAGGUCGUUGGAGAGGUAGAAGUUGUAGCGGAGGUGGUGGAGAACGUGGCCACUGUGACGGAGAAGGUGUCAGCAGAGGUGGCUGAAGAGCUUCCGGACAAUAACAAAAUCAAAGAAGCUGUGCUGGUGGUAGAACACUUAUCAAGUGUGGCCGCUCAAGAGGCUAAAUUAAUCGAAGAUUUUAUUCACAACGUUGGUGACAUGAAGCAAGACCUGAAAGAGAUGGAGACAAUAGCAGAGCCUGCAAUUGAAAAAGUUGUGGAACCCCAUCAAGAACAAGCAGCUUAGAUGGACGCAAUUUUCUUGUGGCAAGGAGUAUUUUCCACAGCACUGAUCGUGCAAUGCUAAUUAGUGCCUUGUUCCCUGAUCCAUUUCUGUAAAAGCUUCUUCUUUGUUCUGUAAAUAACUGAUCAAUUCGUACGUGCAAUUUGCAGAUGGCUAUUGAAAGACCAAUAAGUUGAGCUUGGAAAAUGCUCUUUUAGAUUCCACUUGAUGAUCGAA